GUCCAGCUAUUUUUCGUAUGCUGAAUAAGGUGCUUGUUCUAACAGAAUUCGUACCAUAACACAAACGCGGACACACAAACAUCAUCAAGGAACGAAUGCGUUCCUCGAUUGCCUUAACCAAUCGCGCUAUCUAAUCUGCUGGAUUAUGCAGCAUAUCUGUUUUCUUUUGUCUACUCCGUCAUGUUUGAAGUGGACUACUUUGUCUCCAGCGCAGCAUGCUGCUGUAGUAUGUUUUACCACCGACCCAAACGACGUCACCUGAUCGCGGCAUUUGGGGAUUGCAGAACAGCGGAAAGCGCUUAGACGGCAGAUUGCUGCAGUUAGCCGAGUGUGCGCGUUUGAAGCGUGUGUCUGUGGGAAGAAUCUUUAUCCCGAAGUUUGAGGGUUUUGUUAGCACCAUGAGCAAGUUAUUGUGCAGUAUCAGAGGUUCCAAACGACGUCCUCCACGGAAGACCAGCGCUCGCGACGAGAAGCCGGAAGGAGAAGAUGCACAACGAGCCCAACAGCAAACGGACUUUCAAGACGAUGCCAAAGAUCUUGAAAGAGGAACCCCAUUAUGGAAAAUCACCUCCAAUAAAAAAGUUUAUCAGCGGAUCUUCCGGCUGGAUGCCGACCACCAAACGAUCCAUUACAACGAUAUCGGUUCCUACCGUUACGCUGUCUGCCAGAGCCGGCCCCGAAUAAUUGAUGUCGGACAGAUUAGGGAAGUCCGCUGCGGAUACAAGACCGAUGUGUUCCAUCUGUGCGAUGAUGAUAAAAAAUUUGUUGCCAAAUUCCCGGAAGAUCGCUGCUUCGCCUUUGUAAUGGGCCGCGGGAAGACGGUGAAUUUGGUGGCACCUUCUGUUGAUACGCGUAAAAAGUGGGUCAAUGUCGUGGAACAUGUGAUUGGGAAACAACAGAACGAAAACCGGGAAGCGCGGUUAGAAAGAUUUUUGAAAAAGCAGUUUAUUUUGGCGGAUACAUCCGGUGAUGGAUUCUUGAAUUUGGAGGAAUGUAUGAAACUGCUUAGCCAUUUGAAUCUACAGUUCACACAUGAGAAAGCCAAAGGAUUUUUUCUGUCAGCGGGAGCCAAAUUUCAUCACAGCGAAGACGGAGCUUCGGUUUUAGUGUUAGACGCCGAUGGAUUUCACCAGUUCUACCGGCUUUUAUCAGAACGUCCAGAUUUAAAAAAGAUUUUCCAAGAGCAUACCGCAGAGAAAUCCGCCGGUGCAGUGUGGAGUUUAUCAAAUUUGCAGACAUUUCUGCAAAACACCCAGAAGGAAGCCGAGCGCAGCGUCGACGCCUGCGAAUAUAUCAUCAAGACCUUUGAACCGCUCGAGGAAAAUCAAGCACGCAACGAACUGAGCCUACAAGGAUUUCGGAAUUAUUUGCUCAACCAGAAACAGUUUCUCUUCAACAGCCAUCACCGGCAAGUCUAUCACGAUAUGACGCAUCCGUUAAAGGACUAUUUCAUAGCGUCAUCGCAUAAUACAUACCUCAUGGCAAACCAGCUCACCGGAAGCAGUAGUGUCGAAGCGUACGUGCUGUGCUUACUGCAAGGAUGCCGUUGCGUGGAAUUGGAUUGCUGGGAUGGACCGGAAGGUGAACCCAUAAUAACCCAUGGACGAACUCUAACGUCAAAUAUUUACUUCCGUGAUGUUGUAACUGUGAUCAAAGAAUAUGGAUUUCGUACUUCUCCGUAUCCCGUAAUUUUAUCAAUCGAAAACCACUGUUCGGUAGAGCAGCAGGACGUUAUGGCUAACCAUCUCAACAAUAUCUUAAAAGAGAUGUUAUACUGCGAGUCACCUAAGGACAGCGAUAAACUGCUGCCAUCCCCGGACAGCCUGAAAGGUCGCGUCAUACUGAAGGCUAAAAAGAUAAAACCGCUAGGGAAAACCGAAUCCCUUCCCUCGGAAGGGGAUGAUGAUUUAGCGAAAUCCGCGGUGGACGGUACCGAUAUCGAUGCCCCUCCGGUGACCAAGAAGGAUAAACAACUACAGCUUAAAAUUUCGCAGAUAUUGUCAAAUGGAACAUAUUUACACGCGGUCAAGUUUCGUGGAUAUGAUCAUUCGAAAACGUCAGGAAAAUUUUUCGAGAUGAGUUCGCUGUCGGAAACGAAAAGUUUGAGCUUAAUCCAAGAGAGCCGUUCUGGAUUGAUUAGCCACACCCGUCGGCAGUUGGUCAGAAUUUACCCAGACGGACUGCGCACCGACUCUAGCAACUACGAUCCGAUUCCCAUGCUGCAUGCCGGCUGCCAGAUCGUCGCUCUUAAUUACCAGGAUCGUCGAGCAGAGACCCAGGUGUACAAAGCCAUGUUCCGGGAUAACGGCGGCUGUGGAUAUUUGCUCAAGCCGGAAUACCUGCGCAGCGAAGACAUGGAUCCCGAUGAGUACAACAAUCGCAUCAUUCCCAUUAAAUUACGCAUAACUGUCAUCAGUGCACAGCAGCUGCCCAAACCUGAUGGCAUUGAUGGACAUGAUAUCACCGAUCCUUAUGUGACACUGCAGAUUUACGGCUGCGCUCGGGAUUGCAAGAAAGAAAAAACAAAGUACAUAAGGAACAACGGAUUUAAUCCAUCAUGGGAAGAGACUUUCACGUUCACGAUACAUGAUCAAGAAAUGGCUGUGAUGCGUUUCGAAGUCAAGGAUUUUGAAACGAGCUCAGUCAAUGAAGUUAUUGCACAUUAUACCAUACCAGUCACCAGCAUGAAAGAAGGCUACCGGCACGUGGAAUUAUUUGAUAAACAGGAUGCUCCUCUUGACCCGGCCACGCUAUUUGUAAAAGUGGAAAAAGAACCAAUUGUUCCUCAACAGCUGGAAACGAUUUAAGACUUAAUUCGUUAGUUUUUUAUUUUGCAGUUAGUAAAUUAUUUUAGGGGUACCGUUUUGGAGCAGAUCGCAAAACUAAAAGACUGUCAAAGGUUGUGUUUUGUAUAAUGCAGAAAAUCGUAUUAGUCAAUCCAUCUGUGAUUCAGAGUUUUAUGCUGCAGUUUAGUUUAUCGAUAUUUCGAUUUUCAUAAUUUUCAGUACGAUGUUUUAGUGUCUGCAGAUGCACAUGUGAAUAAAUGAAGUUUCUGA
Messenger RNA from Paramacrobiotus metropolitanus, 3056 nucleotides. Its product is annotated as 1-phosphatidylinositol 4,5-bisphosphate phosphodiesterase delta-1-like. Gene Ontology annotation, biological process: lipid metabolic process; phosphatidylinositol-mediated signaling. Lineage: Eukaryota; Metazoa; Tardigrada; Eutardigrada; Parachela; Macrobiotidae. The transcript is spliced from 13 exons. Gene Ontology annotation, molecular function: calcium ion binding; phosphatidylinositol-4,5-bisphosphate phospholipase C activity. The record is from RefSeq and is a predicted model, not a curated record. The coding region runs from base 399 to 2807 and encodes 802 amino acids.